GGGAAACGAGGGCGGAGCGGAGCGGCGCGGCGCUGCCCAUCUCAAGUCACGCGGCCGAAGGGCAGUGUAAACACCACCAGGUGACUCCCAAAGUCUCGGCUGCCGCCGCCGGAGAUGAAAAGGCUGCUGCUGCCGCGCCGCCACUAUGGAAGAUAGCCUGGUCCGCGCCUUCGGGGGCCUCAGCCUCCAGCAGCCCGGCCGCCCUCAAGGCAGACCCCUCGCCCGCCGCUUCAGCAAAAGCCUCUAUUUGCUCCGCGGCCUGCCCGGCUCAGGCAAAAGUACCCUGGCCAGGCAACUGAAACGUGAAUUUCCUAAUGCAGUCAUUUUUAGUACUGACGAGUAUUUCAUCAUGGAAGAUGGCACCUAUGAGUUUAAUCCUGAUUGUUUGGGAGACGCACAUAAGUGGAACCAGGAAAGAGCACGUAAAGCCAUGAAGAAAGGGAAAUCCCCAGUUAUAAUUGAUAACACCAACAUCCACGCUUGGGAAAUGAAGCCAUAUGCAAUAAUGGCACUUGAAAACAGAUAUGAAGUUAUAUUUCGGGAGCCAGAUACACGUUGGAAGUUCCAUGUUCGGGAAUUAGCUAGACGUAAUCAUCAUGGUGUUCCAUUUGAGAAAAUACGAUGGAUGAAGGAUGAAUAUGAGCAUGAUGUUACCUUCCAUACAGUGCUUCAUGCUGAAGAACCAGCCAGAUACUCCAAUUCUGGACGUUAUUUUUCCAACAAAAGAAUGAAUAGGUCAUGAAAUUGAAGGAUUUUAAUGGGAAACCUAGUGGGAGAUUUUAGUGGGUUUUUAUACAUUUAAUCAAUUUGUAUAUUGUUUGAGAUUCUUAGCAAUUUUCUAUUUUUCUAUUGAACUAAAGUAGGUCUUAUACCAUUUAAAAUUGAUGUUCCACAAUUUUUGCAAAUUUUAAAGAAAAUUAUAGAAGAAAUAAUUUAAACAUAAACCAUCAUCUCAUUGUUGGUUUUUUAUAUUUUUAGUUUAUUAUUUUCUGCAACCAUUUUCAUACUAGGCUUUAUAUUCACACAAAAAAUUACAGGAUGGCACCUAUUUAGGUCUACAUAUGUCAGCCAAAUACCAUGUUGACUGUUGGCAUUAAAAUGCUAACUAUGAUAUAUGAGAUAUCAUUUCCCAAAUCCUCAUAUAUUAAGAACAAUAAUUCUGUGGUAGCGCAGUCAUAAAUGUGUUUGAUUUCUCACUAAGACCAAAAAUAGGACUCCAAUCCAAUGGCAGAAACCUUUUCUAUUUGUGCUUUUACCAAUGUCCAAGUCUGACUAUGUUCAGUGUAUCAGAAGCCUGAGUCUUUAGGAGAACCAAAACCAAGCAUUUUAUGAAUGGGCGUGGGUGAAGCUUUUGAGCUGCAGGGUAAGUAAACCUGAAGCUGCUCCCAAAACCAGUAUAGAUUUGUGAAAUCCUCAGAACUAGUACAGAUUAAUUGUAACUUUUUCACCUUGUAGCAAAAACUGGAUUCUUUUUCUCUUGAUCUGGUUUCUAUUUAUUUUUUUAAAAAUUAGCCAGAACAUUCUAUUUUUUUAAAAAAUGUUUAUUCUAUUUUAGGGAGACUAAUCUAGUAACAGGUUCCAAUUUUAGGUACCCGAAGCCCAAUAAAAUUUGUGAACUAUAUCAAACAGUUAAGGUAUAAUUAAAUAUGCCAGGAAUUAAUAUUGUUUGCCAUGAAUGUAACUUUUUUAUCAGAUAUUAUGUAGAUUUAUUAUGAAAUUUUGGCUAUUUUAUCCAAACAAAUAUAUAGAUAAUGAUCAUUUUAUUCAUACUUGAAAACUGCUACUGGUUUAUAAAGAUAGUGUUCAGGGACAUAUUUGUUAUUAUGAUUUAGAGAUUACUAAUAAUAUAGUAUCUUUUUGCAGAACUCAGUUCCUGGCAAUAAAGAAUUUAUAUUUAUUUCCCUAGUGUAAUAACAUAUAGAUCAGGUGAUAUUCUCAUUUGUAAAUAUUAAAGGAUGAGGGAUCAUUUUCUUUUUUCUUCCUUUUUUAGGGAAGAGGAUAAUUUUGAUGCAAUUUUAAUAUUCAGAUUUGAUAAAACACGGGCAUAUAAUUUUGGGCACUAGUCCCUUUGACAAUCCCUGAUACAUAUAACACUGUUUAGAAUAGCCAUUUAUAUAGCAUCUAUAGGAAAGGAAAGAAAAACAAGAAAAAUCCUUUUGUGAAAUCUUUUUAUGUAUUCUUCUGUUAACCCAUUUGUUCAAAAGCUAACUUUGAUAUAAGAUGCAUUGAAUAUUUGAGAUAAAAAUUUGAAACUAAUAACUUCUGACCCAGAAAUGUAUCUGUGGCUUACAUAUCAAGAAUUUGCAAGCUAUUCUUACUGAAGUGUUUUAAAAUGCUUGUUUGGAGCUAAAACAUAUAAUAAACAAAUCUAAACAAACAUUUACAACGUUCAGAGUUUUAAAAGGUAAUUCACACAUUAAAUAUAAACUAUUAACAGUGACGACAUUUUCUUUGCCUCUGUAACAUUUCCUGCACAAUAAUGAACUGUUAGUUCUGUUUUCCUUUAUAGGAAUUAAUUUUUUUUGGUAUUUCCUUGAUGUAUGUUUUUUUUUUAUUAUUAGUAGGCUGGACAGAGUGAU
Ahaetulla prasina is the source of this 2579-nucleotide messenger RNA. RefSeq names its product NEDD4 binding protein 2 like 1 (gene N4BP2L1). The record is from RefSeq and is a predicted model, not a curated record. Lineage: Eukaryota; Metazoa; Chordata; Lepidosauria; Squamata; Colubridae. The transcript is spliced from 5 exons. Bases 146 to 742 code for a protein of 198 amino acids.